AUGACUAUUCUAUCGUACAGAUUCCAAAAACCUCUAGAUGGUUUUGAAACAGGAGCGACCUGUUCUGGAACCGGCUCCGCAGUUAAGCAACAACGGUUCUCGCUAAGUUUGCACAAUGUAGCUGGCCUAUUCAUAAUCCUUGGAGCAGGACUUCUCUUUGGUUUUGGUACUGUGGUUAUCGAGCUGUUCAUCAGAUGUAAUCAACUAGCGAAAAAGGAAAAUAUCACUUUUUGGGCGGAGCUCGUCAAAGAGCUGAGAUUCGCGCUGAAUCUUAACAGAGUUGAGGAGCAUCAUUCGCGCAAGAAGAGUAACAAAGAAAAUGGUGCAAGUGCAGCAGAUGCCACAGUGCACAGGACACAGUUGGCACAUAAUGGGAACUCGUCCGUGAUGAGAAGGAAGAAUUAA
Molecule: messenger RNA, 405 nt
Organism: Strongylus vulgaris
Lineage: Eukaryota; Metazoa; Nematoda; Chromadorea; Rhabditida; Strongylidae
Source: the annotation of a GenBank genome assembly